Messenger RNA from Gavialis gangeticus (Gharial), 2804 nucleotides. RefSeq names its product sodium/calcium exchanger 1-like. Gene Ontology annotation, biological process: calcium ion import across plasma membrane; sodium ion transmembrane transport. The transcript is spliced from 2 exons. The record is from RefSeq and is a predicted model, not a curated record. The coding region runs from base 16 to 687 and encodes 223 amino acids. Gene Ontology annotation, molecular function: calcium:sodium antiporter activity. Gene Ontology annotation, cellular component: postsynapse; axon; sarcolemma. Lineage: Eukaryota; Metazoa; Chordata; Crocodylia; Gavialidae.
GGACUUGAUUGGACUAUGGUGUUUGUUUUUCCAGGAGAAGAUGAUGAUGAUGAUGAAUGUGGGGAAGAGAAGCUGCCCUCCUGUUUCGAUUAUGUGAUGCACUUUUUGACCGUCUUCUGGAAGGUCCUUUUUGCCUUUGUGCCCCCCACAGACUACUGGAAUGGUUGGGCCUGCUUUGUCGUCUCCAUCUUGAUGAUUGGCCUCCUGACGGCUUUCAUUGGGGACUUGGCAUCCCAUUUUGGCUGCACCAUCGGCCUGAAGGAUUCUGUGACUGCAGUUGUGUUUGUUGCACUUGGAACUUCGGUACCAGACACGUUCGCCAGCAAAGUGGCUGCUACACAGGAUCAAUAUGCAGACGCCUCAAUUGGGAACGUCACAGGGAGCAAUGCUGUGAAUGUCUUCCUGGGGAUUGGGGUGGCCUGGUCCAUCGCUGCCAUCUACCGUGCAGCCCAUGGGGAAGUAUUCCGUGUCUCCCCUGGCAACUUGGCUUUCUCCGUCACCCUCUUCACCAUUUUUGCUUUUAUCAGUGUGGGUGUGCUGCUCUACCGCCGGAGACCUGAAAUUGGAGGUGAGCUGGGUGGGCCGCGGACUGCCAAGCUUCUGACGUCCAGCCUCUUUGUGCUCCUUUGGCUCUUGUACAUAUUCUUCUCAUCUCUGGAAGCCUACUGCCACAUAAAGGGCUUCUAAAGGAACAAUCAAAGAUAGUAAAUAUAUAUAUAUAUCUAUAUGUAUCUAUAUAGAGAAAUAUAUAGAUAUAGAUAUAGAUAUAACAUGUCUAAAGAACAGAGAAAGAAGAAAAGGCCUUUGCCAUGUUCACUUACCUGCUGAUGGAAUGCAGCUUUGGAGCAUUCUUUGUACUAAAUAGGAGUAAGAAUUCAGCAAGAUUCUUAACCAGGGGCGACAUCCGAUUAAAGGAGGCAUGGAUACAAGGCCAUCUUUGCAACGCUGCCUGCAAGAGUGUACGGUAAUGACUGAGUCCUUUGUUAUUUUUUUCCCCUCUCCUGGGAGGAUUGGCCUGAAUGCAAUGUGGGCUUUUUUUUUUUGAUAAGGUAGAGGCCAGACUGGCCAUUAAGAAACUGAGUGGUGAACCAGGGAAAGAGAGAAAUAAGAUAGCUCAUGACUUUCUUACAAAAAUCUAUUUGCCUUCAUGACUUGAGAACAUGCAUAUCUGUCCCCAUUGGAGAAAAGCAAGAGUCUGGACUGAACAAGGAAGGUCAGGGGUGUGAGAGCUUUCUAAGAAUAUACCGUAAAGCCUGCUGCCAUUCUUGUUUUGACGCCCUGUUGAUUAGCCAGUUAUUAGAACACUGGGGUUUGAAAAAACCGGGCGAUCUUUUUCCUUAUUUAUUUUGGGCUGUCUUACGAUCAGCAUAUGACCCUCCAAAGACCCACCCACAAAAUCAGCGAGCUCUCCCUUUCCUCCCGUCUGUGCUCUGUAGACGCGUGUCCAAAUCCUUCGUCCAAGUCUCAGUUUCAGUUUCAAAAGAAUCUUGUGGGCUUUCCUUUCAUCGGCCAUCUGCUCCCUGCCCGGCGCAGUGCAUUGCUCCUGUCUCAUGCUCCUGUUUGGGAAUGCUGUUGCGGUACUUGUAACACUUUGCAUGAAUGAAGCAAACCAUAUAUGUAUAUAGCAUCGAAUAGUGAUAGUCCACCCAGCAAUGUGGAUUGAACGUUGAAGACAUGAGUGAGUUUUCUUUUCACCCAGUUUUAUUCUUUUUUUUUCUUUAGUUUUGUUGGGAUAAUGGGAGGGAAACAGUUUAUCCUUCGUUGCUCUGUGCAUGGGUUUCUAAGAAGCAAUAAUGAAGAACUAUGUGACUGUGGAUGUGAAGGGGAAGAAUCUGUGCAAAGAACACCAUAAAAGGCUUCCAGAGUGAAACAGUGGAUCCACUGAAAGCAGUUAUGAAACUCCCAUUGCCUUCAGUGGUGCCAGGGUUUCCACCAAGGUAGUCUGGUCCACAACUCACUGAAGUCCACGUGCAGAAUUUCACUGACUUCAGGAAGUUUUAGCACAGGCCCACAAAGACUGGCAUACUGCCUUUAGGGCUGCAUCCUGCCUCCUUUGCUCCUGGGUCAUAGAACUUGGUUCUACAAUUGGUCCUUUAGAAAUCAGUGGGGCAAAGUCCUACUCAGCCUGAUGAAGAGUGGCAGCAUCAGCCUCCCUCUAUAAGUAAAACAUGCCUGGGCUUCACCAGCACCAGUUUUUUCCCAGAACACGUGUACGUUUUCUCUGUCUACCACCAAUAGCAGAUAUCAUUAUUAGCGAACAGUGGUUGUAGAAUCCCUGCUUUCCAUUCCUAGUGUCAUGUGCACCCAUCACUGACGUUCAACUACAGCCCUGUGAGCAAAUAUUAAGCCAUGAGCAAUUGGUGGGUCUUUAAAGCUGUAUCUCUUCAAGGGUCACUUGAAGACUGAACAGUUCAGUGUCAGGUUUAGAGGAAUAUCAUUGUUUCCAAGCUCUCCGGUGCUCUUGGUUCUGCCAUUGCAAUGUUCUUAACAGAGAAGGGCAGAUCUUGCAUUGUCCAGCAGCGAAUGCAUUUAUCACUGGGGAUUAUUAUUUAUUAUUCACUGCACACCAACAAUGCGCUCGCUCGAUACUAUACAAUGCACAGAUGUCGAGAUAAUCCCUGCUCUGGAGAGCUUGUUUUCUAGAUAACAGACAUCAACCACUGAAAAGGAAAGAGCUCUCCCUAGCUUAUUUGCUUUUUUUGUGUGUGUUCUUUAUGAAGCAGUAACUCAGGAGGAGGGAUUUGAACCAGGAGAAGGUUUGGCCUGGGGUUCCACAUGUGCAGAGCAACACAGAAUGACCUUUA